UUGAAUACCCCGGAUUGCGAAGAAAAAGCGGCUCAGCGCCACGACCUCGGUCAAUGGCGUCGGGUUGAAACAAACUGGGCAGACGAAGGCGGGUUUAUCCUGCGCGGCGCUUUUAAGAAUUGGUGACUCGAAUUACCGUUUACCAGUCCCGUUGAGUGUUCGACAUACCAUAAUUUGAGGUCUUUGAAGGAUUGCAUAAUGAAAUAGCGGUUUUAAAUGUUAUGCAUGUGAAAAUGAUGUCCGGAUCAGCUAUCGUCCUGCCAGGCUCGGCGUGGUGUAGAGUUUUCUUCAAGGUUGGGUUGAGAUUUUCGGAUCUUGAGGCUGCUGAUGAAAAAAACCCUGAAACGGCAUUUCAGCCAAGCCACAUCCAGGAUAUUGAUCAAGAUGUGGCAGGCUGCAUAUCCCGCGAGGUUACAGUGCAGCCACAGGAGCAUGAACCACCUGAGCUAUCGCAUAAUGCCAUUGAUUAUUGGGAUCCAUUGCCAGCUGUACUAGCUCCAGCUGACAGUUCAGCAGCCAAGCUUGCAAGGUCCUUUACAAGGUCCCUACCGAGUCGAGUCGAGUCGAGUCGCGAGUCACUUCGGUUUCGAGCUCCGUCCGUGUUAGUGGGUCAUAAGCUCAAUGUUGGGACGGGAUAAUCAUCGAUGUCAUUUCUCGGAACCCCCAGCAAAAAUAGAAGCUCGACCAUUCAUCUCCCGCUGACUCCCACCCUCCGCAAACUCUCAUAUUGUAGAUCCCCAAAAGCCACUGUCUCUCUUUGAAGCCAGAAACAGAAGCAAGGCAUUACGGCACUGCUACUAACUCUAAUCUGCCUGUCUUAUCUAUUAGUACAUCUCGGAUACUGUAUCCGCUACUCGCUAAAGCAUGCUGGAGCCACAGCACAUGUAAGUCCUUGUCUCGUCAUGGUGACCUCCACUAUUGCUUCCGUUGUCCAACCCCCCCAAAAUCUAUUCCAUUGCCUCGUCAUCAAAUCAGCUUCGACAACUCACACCGUCUGUGGCUGCGAGACCAAUACCGAUACCGCUAUUUAUCCAAUCAUGAAUUGAUCAUCGCCUGAACUGGAGUUUUGGGCUUGGCUCUGUCACAUGCUUUUCCUUCUAUUCUUUGCUCUGUCUCUAGUCUGUUUCUGCUCUCUAUUCAAGAUAGAUAUGUCUUGUACACCCGCUUGAACAGAGCAAACCUUUCCCUCUCUAUUGUCUGCCUGCCUACACCGACAGUCGAUACAAUGAGCUCCUCGACUGAUCGCUUCCGCAGGAAAAGGGUCGCCAUUGUCGGCAGCGGCUCUGCUGGAAUAGGUGCUCUGUGGGCCUUGAACAAGACGUAUCAUGAUGUCUACGUCUACGAAGCCUCCGACAGGUUUGGCGGUCAUACAAACACUGUCGAUUUCAAAAAGGGAAAGUUUUCGACAAAGGUCGAUACAGGCUUUCAUGUUUUGAACGCCGCCACAUACCCCAACUUUACCAAGUUCUUGGAGAAGAUCAACGUCAAGACUACACCAACAGACCUAACAUUCAGUCUAUCUCGAGAUCGCGGCGCUUUCGAAUGGUCCGGUUCCAGUCCAGCCUCAUUAUUUUGUCAACGAAGAAAUUUACUCUCACCGCGAAUGUGGCGAAUGCUUUUCGACAUAUUCCGUUUCAACCAAUUCGCCUUGGAUAUCUUGAGCGAUGACGAAGACGAUAUAUCGAGCAUUGAAGUUUUAAACAAAGCGACAAACUGUACCUGCAAAGACAUCACAAUUGGGAAAUACUUGGAGCUUGAAGGCUACUCGAAUGCCUUUAGAGACGAUUAUCUUCUUCCUCUGGCGGCAUCAAUAUGGAGCACGAGUCCUGACAAGUGCUCACUUGAGUUCCCCGCAGCGACAUUCGUGCGCUUCCUUUGGAAUCAUCAUUUACUGAACACAAUAAGAGCUCGCCCUCAGUGGUUGACAAUAGAGGGCGGCUCUAAAUCAUAUGUCGAUGCUGUCUUGAAAGGAUUCCCUCCCAAUCAUCUUUUUCUCAAGACACCAGUCAGGCAUGUUACGACUGAGAGCAACGGUCAAGUUAGGCUGCACCUGGAAAAUGGUUCAUCAGCUCUGUACGACCACGUCAUUCUCGCCACACAUGGUGAUGAGGCAUUCGAUAUCAUCAAGUCAUCCGCCAGUGAGCAAGAACGUUCCAUCAUGUCCAGUUUCAAGACGUCACAAAAUGAAGCCGUUCUUCACUCCGAUCUCGAUAUGAUGCCUCGCCGUAAGAAGGCUUGGGCCAGCUGGAAUUAUCUUGCAGUGUCAUCGCCGUCUUCACGAAAGGGAAACAUCAACCAGGUUUCACUCACUUACAACAUGAACAUCCUUCAGCACAUUCCUCGAAACACAUUCGGCGACGUCUUCGUUACUUUGAACCCGCUUCAAAGGCCAAAGCCAGCAAAAACGCAGGGACGUUAUUAUUACUCGCAACCUAUAUACACCUCAUCCGCCGUCCGAGCACAGAAACUUCUAAAACACAUCCAAAACACUCGCGGUAUUAGUUAUGCCGGCGCGUGGACCAAGUACGGUCUCCAUGAGGAUGGUUUCAGCAGCGGACUCGAAGUGGCCCAAGAACACUUGGGUGCUAAGCUCCCAUUCGAGUUUACCGAUUCUACAUACAGCCGAGGCAAGAUCCCAAGCCUAAGUCUCAUUGAUCAUUUGUUACGCUUGAUCAUCUUGGUGAUUCAGGUUUUUGUGGUUCAGAUCCUUGAACGAUUGGUCGGGAGCAGUCCUUCUCCACGUCAACGGCUUGUGAAUGGUAACAGGGUGAGAUUUGCAAACGGAAAGCAUCGAUAAAAGUGAAUUGUGUGUCUAUUUGGUAGGAGUUCUUUAAGAUUGGUAGUUUUUUCUGAUUUGCAGGCGUGCACUUGAGGUUAAGUUAUAUAGCAUAAAGCGAUGAGAUUGCAUAGGCAGGUUUAUGCUGCACGAUUACUGAAUUCGAUAUCAUUUCUUCUUUCACACUCUUGGGUUGGCAAACAUCAUGGGGUACUAGGCUCGCAAGUUAGAGUAAUAUGAUACUUGUUGCAAAGCGAAAGUGUUUCUACUCCACUUCAGGCAUCAAAGGUGAGGCCUUCAAACCAUGAC
This is a messenger RNA of Fusarium odoratissimum NRRL 54006, 3085 nucleotides long. RefSeq lists its product as uncharacterized. The coding region runs from base 1226 to 2797 and encodes 523 amino acids. Gene Ontology annotation, molecular function: oxidoreductase activity. The record is from RefSeq and is a predicted model, not a curated record. The transcript is spliced from 3 exons. NCBI's taxonomy places the organism in Eukaryota, Fungi, Ascomycota, Sordariomycetes, Hypocreales, Nectriaceae.